AGUUUGUUUGAUUGCAUUUUGUUCUUAAUCUUCAUUUCACUCUCACAGAUGAAACUUUGAGAGUUAUUUUGUUGUUUUUAUUGAUAGAUGAAACUUUAUCUUCUUCACUGCAAAUACUUUUAGGUCUAUAGUUUAGUUCAGCAAAGAAAAUGGAUAUUCUCUUUAUGCUCUUCAUUUUCAUAGCAGCUCCAUUUCUCCUUAUCUUCACAUCACUUCUGUGGCUGAUACUCAAAAUCUACACAGGCAAAUCCAUCAAAAACCCUAACUACGCACCUGUAUACGGUACAGUAUUUCACCAGCUCUUUUACUUCAACAGACUCUAUGACUACCAAACUCAAGUGGCCAAAAAACAGAGGACCUUUCGGCUUCUUAGUCCUGAGGGGAGCGAAUUUUACACGACUGAUACCAGAAACAUCGAGCAUGUGUUAAAAACGAAUUUCGAUAAAUAUUCCAAAGGUAAGCGUAAUCAAGACAUAUUGACUGAUCUUUUCGGAGAAGGUAUAUUCGUUGUUGAUGGUGAUAAGUGGAGGCAACAGAGAAAGCUUGCUAGCUUUGAGUUCUCCGCAAGGAUUCUUAGAGAUUUUAGCUGUUCUGUUUUCAGAAGAAACGCUGCUAAACUGGUUAGACUCAUCUCCAAGAUUGCAAAUACAGAUAGAGUUUUUGAUAUGCAAGAUAUUCUAAUGAGAUGCACUUUGGAUUCCAUCUUUAAAGUUGGAUUUGGGGUGGAAUUGGAUUGUUUGGAGGGUUCAAGCAGAGAAGGAACUGCUUUUAUGAAAGCAUUUGAUGAGUCAAAUGCCUUGGUGUAUUGGCGUUAUGUGGAUCCAUUUUGGAAACUGAAAAGGUAUUUCAAUAUUGGAAGUGAGGCUUCACUCAAGAAGAAUAUCGAAACCAUUGACGAUUUUGUAAGUAACCUUGUCAGAACAAGAAGAAAGCUGCUUGCUGAGCAAAGGUAUCAGAGUUUCAAGGAGGAUAUAUUGUCGAGGUUUUUGGCGGAGAGCGAAAAGGAUCCAGAGAAGAUGAAUGAUAAAUACCUGAGAGAUAUUAUUCUGAAUUUUAUGAUUGCUGGUAAAGAUACAAGUGCGAACACUCUGUCUUGGUUCUUUUAUAUGCUUUGCAAGAACCCUUUAGUCCAAGAAAAAGUUGCACAAGAAGUAAGAGAGGUCAUGGGCAGCAAUCAUGGUGAUAACUGUAGUGAAGUUGAAGAUUUCAUGGCAAAAAUAACCGAUUCAGCACUUGAGCAAAUGCAUUAUCUUCAUGCAUCAUUGACAGAGACUUUGAGGCUAUACCCUGCAGUUCCUGUGGAUGGGAGAUGUGCAGAAAUGGAUGAUGUUCUUCCAGAUGGGAAUAGAAUGGAAAAAGGAGAUGGAUUAUACUAUAUGGCCUAUGCUAUGGGCAGGAUGCCUUAUAUAUGGGGAGAGGAUGCUGAAGAUUUUCGCCCAGAAAGAUGGCUUAACAAUGGCGUUUUCCAACCUGAAUCCCCAUUCAAAUUUGUUGCGUUUCAUGCUGGUCCUCGGAUCUGUCUGGGAAAAGACUUCGCUUACCGGCAAAUGAAGAUAGUAUCAAUGGCUCUUCUUCGAUUCUUCCGCUUCAAAUUGGCUGAUGACUCGAGAAAAGUAACUUACAAGACUAUGUUCACACUCCACAUUCAAGAUGGUCUCCACCUUUGUGCAAUUCCCAGGAGGACAAGCUUGUGAAUUCUAAAUGUGUCAACCAAAAUAUUUGCAGAUUAUCAAAUAAAAAUCUAAGGUUCAGAUAUUCAAUUAUGUAAAAAUUUUCAAAGGUAUUAUGAACUUAAACUGCUUAAUGUUUUCCAUCUUC
This is a messenger RNA of Jatropha curcas, 1818 nucleotides long. Its product is annotated as cytochrome P450 704C1. Gene Ontology annotation, molecular function: heme binding; iron ion binding; monooxygenase activity. Lineage: Eukaryota; Viridiplantae; Streptophyta; Magnoliopsida; Malpighiales; Euphorbiaceae. The record is from RefSeq and is a predicted model, not a curated record.